This is a messenger RNA of Pieris rapae (cabbage white), 971 nucleotides long. Its product is annotated as ejaculatory bulb-specific protein 3. Bases 55 to 420 code for a protein of 121 amino acids. The transcript is spliced from 2 exons. The record is from RefSeq and is a predicted model, not a curated record. Lineage: Eukaryota; Metazoa; Arthropoda; Insecta; Lepidoptera; Pieridae.
CACCGCAUAUCUCAGUGAUAUUUAAGAAUUCGUUGCAAUAACAACUAUUUGAAAAUGAGAGUAUUUAUAAUUCUAUCAUUGGUGGUGUUGGCGGUUGCUGACAUCCAGUACUACACUACAGCUGAUGACAAUAUCGAUAUCGAAACGCUGAUGAAGAACUCAGAGCUGGUCAAAUGGCAUAUGGACUGUUUCGUCGAUCGCAGACCGUGCGAACCCUUCAGUCAAUCAUAUAAGGACAACAUGGUAGAAGGUAUCGCUACUGCCUGCCUGAGGUGUACCCCAGCCCAAAAGGGUAAAUGGAAAACGUUCUUAGUGGCACUCAAGCGUGAUUAUCCCUCGGAAUAUGAAGCUUUCCAGAAGAAAUAUGACCCUGGUCAUAUUUAUAUGGACGCAUUUGAAACUGCAGUAGCAAAUUACUAGAACUGGUACUAUACGACGCCUAGAGUAGAUUAUUAUAGAGUGUAUCGAUAAACCAGUUGCGUCAUCACUAUCUUAGCCUUAAAUAUCUUUUUUCAAGGGAACACAUAUUACAUAUAUAAACAUUAUAGUAAGUUGAGGGUAAUUUAAUUGUUGUGCGCGGCCACACGAUGCGGUAGAGGUGCGGUGCCUCAACGUCAUUCUACAUACAAAUUACUAUACCACGUCACACAACGCGAUGCAAGCGCGCCGAUCUAGUGACCUGCGAGACGAAGCGGGGAGAGGUCAAAUAUAUUGCCAUACUGCAACUGCCGUGUGGGCGUAGGUGGUAUAUUUUAUUUCCUAUAGCUCGAAAUAAUAAUCGAAUUUAAUGACGUGGAAUAACUGAUACCAUGACGAUCAUAUUAUGUUCCAAAAUAAACGUAUUUUAUUUUAUUUUUAUUUAAUUAAAAAACUGUUACCGCAUCGUGUGACCGCGCUCUACCUAUGUACAUGAAUAAACGUAUAAAUUAAAAAUGAAUUAAAUAAAGAGUCGGUUUCCAAGGUUUGCCUAA